Molecule: messenger RNA, 768 nt
Organism: Amorphotheca resinae ATCC 22711
Lineage: Eukaryota; Fungi; Ascomycota; Leotiomycetes; Helotiales; Amorphothecaceae
Exons: 3
Source: RefSeq, a predicted model, not a curated record
AUGCCUGCGCCACCCGUUCCCGCCUCGCUGCAAAGCAGCGUGAAUGCCACCAAAGUCGAGUAUGUCCAGCUGGGCUCCUCCGGGCUUCGAGUGUCCGUACCAAUCCUCGGUACUAUGGGUAUUGGCAGUAAGGACUGGCAGGAUUGGGUGAUGGAGGAAGAAGAAGGGUUGGAGAUAUUGAAAGCGGCCUGGGACAGAGGCCUCUCAACCUGGGAUACCGCCAACGUCUAUUCUAGCGGCAUAAACGAGGAGAUCAUUGGGAAAGCAAUAAAAAAGUUCGAGAUACCCCGGCACAAACUUACCAUCUUGGCCAAGUGCUGUGGAACGGUCCCAGAGGAACCGGGCAUUUUCAAUUGGCCAUUUGAGGCGCAGAUGAAAAAGAGCAAAGACUAUGUCAACCAAGGCGGUCUAUCACGCGGCGCGGUUUUCAAAGCCGUCGAUGCCUCGCUCAAGCGUCUCGGAACAGACUAUAUGGACCUUCUCCAGAUCCACAGAUACGAUGCCUCGGUUCCUCCGGAAGAGACCAUGAAAGCGCUUCACGACCUCGUCCAAGCCGGCAAAGUCCACUACAUUGGCGCAAGCUCCAUGUGGACGUACCAAUUCGCCCGCAUGCAAUUUAUCGCUGAGAAGAAUGGCUGGACGAAAUUCGUGAGCAUGCAGAACCGGUACAAUCUAUGUUAUAGAGAGAAGGAAAGGGAGAUGAACAAGUUCUGUAACGAGACCGGUGUGGGCUUGAUCCCAUGGGGGCCUUUGUUCUCAGGCUUGCUG